AUGCCAAGGAAGCCUCAGCCCGCAUGGAAACAGGAGUCAAAAAAGAGCGGCUUGUCUCCAAAAGAGCUGCAAUGGGAAGAGAAGAAGAGGAUAGAGACUCUGCAGGCGAAUGUUGAGUUUCGUCAGAAGAGAUCACAGCGUGGGAAAGAACAGGAGGAGAUGCUCCCAGAAGAAGUCUUUGAAUGGUUCGACCGCACUCGUGUUGCGUAUCUGUUUGCUAUGGAGCAAAGUAAAACCAAGAAGAGGAAUUCCGAGGAAGAAGAAAUUUCUCAGUUGCAGAGAAGUUUUGUAUCGCAAAAGUUUGAACGGAGAGGGCAGGCCAUUGUCAGCAUCUUCCAGCACAUCUUUUCUUCCAACCGUGAGAAGAACGAUCCUGAAAUCCAACAGUGCAAAGAGUCCUUAACACGGUUGCUGAACAUCGAGCUCAAGGAACCGAAUGCAGAGGAGGCUAUCAUGCCCCCUCUUCGUACUCUAGUUGUGGGGAAUGGAGGAGGAUCUGAGCCAGCAGCUCUCCUUUGGAUCUCCAAACUUUUUAUGAGCAGUCGCACAAUGUUUUGUACAAUCUUGGAUACAGACGGCACGAAGCGAUGGAGAAAGGUUUUGCCGCAGCUCAAGAGUUUGCUUGAGGGAGCGAAACUCAUGCCUGCAGUUUUGAAAGAGCUGUCUUUGAAAGAUGAUGACAUGAGAUGUAGCAAAGACGCUCUCACGAGCAAAGCUGACAUCAUGGACAACAUCGAGAACAUUGUAAAUUCUGUACAGAGCAACAGUGAAGAUCAGGAGAACUUGACUCAGAACGUUUCGAAUGAAGAAACGAACGAGAAGCACCAAGACGAGGCGGAUUGUCAGCAGGUUUUGAAGUACUCCGACAUGCAGUUCAAAUUCGAAGACUGGAAGGGUCCCAAUAUGAAGGGUUGGGAAGCUGUCUUCGGCGAAGAUGUCGAUCCUCCCAGCCUUGUGAUCUUCAGCUACUGUGUGUUCGAGGCUCAGGAGAAGGAUAGGAACGCAGGAUACGCAUUCUAUCAAGACAUCAUUAGUCAGCUCAAGGUUGGGAGCGUCGUGGUGAUAGUAGACGUUCUACACAGAUCGAAAGUUUACCUGGAUGAGCUUUAUGAAGCUCUAGCAGCUCGAAUUGAGGCAGACAGGCCAAAGGAAAACACAAACAUCUCUCUUGAUGGUGCGCUUUCUGCAAGCUACAUCGAGCUGCAAGCUCUGCUGUUGGAAGGGGGACCAAGUCAUGCCGCGAUUGAGCGACAGUUUCGCAAAUGUUCGCUCAGGGUGCACCCGGACAAACAUGCGGAUCGAUUUGAAGAGGCUCAAAGGGCCUUCAACAGUCUGCAAGAGGCCAAAGAGGCUCUGAUACGAGGACAUGAGCUAGUCAAGCAGGACGAUGGCAGUGUUCUCAUUGCUCCCCUUGCUGUUCACUCUGGAAACGCUGAAGGAAAGUCUCUUGCUCACUCGAAGGGGCUUCUACUUCGCUUCGACAUCCCAGCCUCGGAAGCGAUCAAGGCGGAGGUGAUGGUGUUAGUGAAGGGACCGCUGGAAGUCUACGCUACGUCAACUUCGCGCAGCUCUAGAGGCCAUGCGAGUAAAGAAGUAUGA
Messenger RNA from Guillardia theta CCMP2712, 1599 nucleotides. RefSeq lists its product as hypothetical. The transcript is spliced from 12 exons. The record is from RefSeq and is a predicted model, not a curated record. Lineage: Eukaryota; Cryptophyceae; Pyrenomonadales; Geminigeraceae. The coding region runs from base 1 to 1599 and encodes 532 amino acids.